AUGGGCAAAAGAACUUAUGCGUUUAUUUUUGCUCUUCACGCUCUCUCCAUCUUUCAGUUUCGACCUUCAUUUUUGCUUACGUUUUCUUUCUUUACUUUUGUUUUGAAAGUCUUUCUUCAAAUGUUUGCUUUUAUUUCCUUACUUAUCUUUUCGUUCUUUUUUCUCCACAGCAUAAAGGUCAACAUCUUUAAAUCGGCUUCUCAUUCAUUUCUUUCUUUUAAACAACCUAUUUUCUUCAAGUUCAAUCGAUCUCGCCUUCAAUCGAUUUCUUUUUCUUUUUCUUCUUAUUCUUCAUCCUCAAUCGAUGUAUUUCUCUUCUUCUUCAAUCGAAUUUUCUUCCCUUUCAAAAGAUUUUUCUUCUUUUUCAAAAGAUUUCUUCUUUUUCUCCUUCAAUCCAUUUCUUCUUCUUCUUCUGCUUCAAUCCAUUUCUUCUUCUCCGUCUUCUUCUUCAAUCAAUUUCUCCUCCUUCUUCUUCAAACCAUUUCUUCUUGUACUUUUUCUUCUUCAAUCCUAUUUCUUCUUCUUUUACAAUCCAUUUCUUCUAUUUCUCCUUCAAUCCAUUUCUUCUUCUUCGUCUUCUUUUUCAAUACAUUUCUCUUUCUUCUUCUUCAAUCCAUUUCUUCUUCUUCAGUCCACUUCUUCUUCCUUUUCUUCAACCGAUUUCUUCUUCUUUUUCUCCUUCAAUCCAUUUUUUCUUCUUCAAUCCAUUCUUCUUCUUCUUCUUCUUCUUCUUCUUCUUCUUCUUCUUCAAUCCAUUUCAUCUUUCUACUCAAUACAUUUCUACUUCAAUCGAUUUUUCUUCGUCUUCAAUCAAUUUCAUUUUUUCUUUUUCUUCUUCUAUCGAUUUUUAUCCUUUUCAAUCGAUUUCUUCUUCAACCGACUUUCUUCUUUUUCAAUCAUGUUCUGUUUCUUCCUCUUCGGUCGAUUGCUUAUUCUUCUUCAAUCGAUUGUUUCUUCUUCGCUUUCAGUCGAUUUCUUGUUUUUCAAUCGAUUUUCUUCUCUUCCAAUCGAUUUCUUUUUCCUUAA
Molecule: messenger RNA, 1026 nt
Organism: Acanthosepion pharaonis
Lineage: Eukaryota; Metazoa; Mollusca; Cephalopoda; Sepiida; Sepiidae
Source: the annotation of a GenBank genome assembly